Paramecium tetraurelia is the source of this 927-nucleotide messenger RNA. RefSeq lists its product as uncharacterized. The record is from RefSeq and is a predicted model, not a curated record. The transcript has 3 exons. Lineage: Eukaryota; Ciliophora; Oligohymenophorea; Peniculida; Parameciidae.
GUAAUAGCAAUAAUUUCUUUAUUGUUCUGGUGAGUUGUAAAAUUAAUUUAGUCAAAGUUUGGAGUUCUGAAAAUUAUUUAAUAUCUAAUAUUUAGCCAAUAGACUAGUAUUUUUAUUCAUAUGUUUAGGUGGAGAGGGGUAUUUUAUCAUUUGCAAUAUUUCAUCGAAUAAAUGAAUUCACAAAUAACGCUAUAUAAAAGAAUAAAACUGUGUUAGGUAACUCAAAGUAAUUCUCACUGUAUUCAAAAAACUUACAAAUCAAGAAAGAGAAAUUUUCUUAAUGAUGUGAGGCAAGUAAUUCUUUAGGCGAGUAUAGUUAAUUUCUCUGAAAUAAUAUUGAUAUUACUAUCAAACCAGAAAGAAUAAUAUAUUUUUAAAUUUGCAUUUAAUAGUAUACUUAAAUAAGAGAUGGAUUAACUGAACAUCAUUCAUAAGAGAGGAUACCUUAUACACUUUAACUAAUAAUCUCAGAAACAUCUCUAUCAUCACAUUCGGAAACAAAAGCCACAUAUUUUUUUGAUUAAAAUUUAAACUACUGUGAUGAAAAAAAGUUUCCAAUUCGAUUUAUUUUUUAAUUUUUUUCCACUUUUCAUAAAUUAUAAAUUAUUUACCCACCUUUAAUAUUUAACAUUUUAUUAAUCUGGUAUUGAAAUAAUUACCAAAUAAUAUAGAUUAAUCUAUAAACUGUGUAUGCUUAGAUGUAAAAAACAUAAGGUAAGAGCUACAGCGAAACAUUUAAUAGAGAGACAUUUAAAAAUAUCGGAAGACAAAUUAUUAAAAUUAAUUUUUUAGUAUUCAAGGAAAGAAGAAAAGAAUUUAAAAGAUGGAGCGUUAGAUUGAGGAGUGUAUUUAAAAAAGUAACUUUGAAUAAAUGUGAAUUAAUUUAUAUAUUUUGUGUUUAUCUCCCUUGCAGGGAAGAAUGUAAUG